Penicillium daleae is the source of this 1506-nucleotide messenger RNA. Its product is annotated as bestrophin family protein. The record is from RefSeq and is a predicted model, not a curated record. Gene Ontology annotation, molecular function: chloride channel activity. NCBI's taxonomy places the organism in Eukaryota, Fungi, Ascomycota, Eurotiomycetes, Eurotiales, Aspergillaceae. The coding region runs from base 1 to 1506 and encodes 501 amino acids. The transcript has 6 exons.
AUGUCCGAAGGCCACGAUGCCCCCGUUGUCGAUACAUCGGCUGCCGUUGCUGGCGACAGCACCGGUGCGGCCCCCGUGGCCGUUGAUACUCGCCAUCAUGCCGACAACCAUCAUGACCAGGCCCAGCCGCACAUUGAGAAGGAGCAGGACUCCGUAGGGCGACUCACGCCUCGGCCAACAUUCAUGGAUCAUCUGGUGAACUCCCGGGAUGCCCAGUUCCAUCUCAAUCGUCGUGAAUCGAGUGAGCUGGAGCGGUACUUUCACGGUCCCCGUGAUAUGGACAAGCACUCGAAAUGGCCCAUCUUCAUGCGAAUGCACGGCAGUGUUACCCCCAAGAUGAUCCUGCCCCUUUUAAUCGUUGGCGUUUGGGCCACUGCCAUUACUUGCAUUUGCCAAUUUGUUUGGAAUAUUGGUGUCAACAAUAUCCUGCUCACCGUGCUGGGUUUCGUGGUGGGUUUGGCAUUGUCGUUCCGCAGUUCGACUGCGUACGAGAGAUGGGCGGAUGGUCGCAAGUCCUGGGCUCAACUCGUCCAGACUUCUCGCAAUCUUGCCCGCACAAUCUGGGUCAACGCCAGCGAACGUGAGGGCGAGAAUGGCAAGGUGGAUAUUCUUCGUAAGGUUUCUGCCAUGAACCUCAUCCUCGCAUUCGCCGUUGCCCUUAAGCACAAGCUCCGCUUUGAACCGGACGUCGCAUACGAGGACAUUGCCGGUCUCGUCGGCCACCUGGACACUUUUGCCCGCGAGGCACACGACCGCAAUGUCCUCAACCCCCACCACAAGUCUUUCUGGAAAUCGACUGGAGAGUAUCUGGGUGUUUCCUUUGCCGAGUCCAACCCCCGGAAGCUGAUCAAGCGGUCCAAGAAGCCACUGGGUCACCUUCCCCUCGAGAUUCUUAACCACCUGUCUGCAUACAUUGAUUCGAUCGUCGCCAACGGUACCCUAACCUCUGGACUGCACCAAAGCCAGGCCAUCACCAUGAUCUCCACGCUGAACGAGGUCCUCACCGGAACAGAGCGGGUGCUGGAAACCCCUCUGCCCGCAGCAUAUACCAUCGCCAUCUCCCAAAUCUCGUGGAUCUACGUAAUGGUCCUCCCCUUCCAACUGUGGAAUUCCCUGAAAUGGGUUACCAUCCCUGCCGCCAUGGUCGCUGCAUACAUCAUCAUCGGACUCGCCACCAUCGGCAGUGAAAUCGAGAACCCAUUCGGCCAGGACGUUAAUGAUCUCCCCCUCGACACGUACUGUCGCCAGAUCGCCGUGGAGCUAGACAUUAUCACGGCUACACCACCCCCCAAGGUCGACGACUUCAUGACUCGUCCUGAGAACCUUGUUUUCUUCCCACUCAGCGAGAACAGCUAUGACGACUGGAAGGCCCGCAGCAAGGAGGAUAUCCGUGCUGCGCUUCGGGCAAAGGUGACCUCCAGCCCAGGUCUGAGCUCUGCUGUGGACGGGUCUGAUGCUUCCACCCUGAUAACUCGUAUCACCAACCAGACUAAGCAGUCUGUUUGA